GAUUCAACCUCGUCAACUGCACGAACCCGUCGCAGUUCCUCGACGACACCCCCAGCAACAUUCUUAUCCGGCAGAUACUCGGCGCGAUCGCCGAGUUCGAGCGCUGCCAGAUCGUCCAGCGGCUCAAGAGCGCCCGGGUGCAGAAGCUAAAGGUUACGACGAAGAAGACGUUGUCGAACAAGCCGAAGAUUACGGGGAAGAAAAACCGUCUGGAGCUCGCAGAGGGGCCUCGCAUUAAGAGGGCCCUGGCGACGUGGGUGCGCAAGGGAGACCUCGUGGCAGGUGAUCUCACGAAGGCGAGGCGCGCCCUGCUGAACGCCGGGAUCAAGACGAAGGCAGGGUACCCAGUGAGCCUGGCCCAGACGGCGACUUGGAUCCGUGCGCUGAAGCAGCGCAAGCCGUAG
This is a messenger RNA of Prorocentrum cordatum, 404 nucleotides long. Lineage: Eukaryota; Dinophyceae; Prorocentrales; Prorocentraceae. The record is from the annotation of a GenBank genome assembly.